This is a messenger RNA of Engraulis encrasicolus (European anchovy), 972 nucleotides long. RefSeq lists its product as uncharacterized. Gene Ontology annotation, biological process: response to bacterium. Lineage: Eukaryota; Metazoa; Chordata; Actinopteri; Clupeiformes; Engraulidae. The coding region runs from base 99 to 956 and encodes 285 amino acids. The transcript has 5 exons. The record is from RefSeq and is a predicted model, not a curated record.
CUCCAGCUGACGAUUUUCAUCAGACUGGACCCAUUACAAGAGUUCGCCUUGGUGGAAAUGCAAUCCUGCGGUGCUUUUUCUCCAAAGAUCUUGGAACAAUGCGUUUCUAUUGGUUCAAGCAAAAAUUGGGAGGCAAACCCUCACUCAUUGUACAGGCUCAAAAAAGUAUAGACUCGGAAUUUUCUGAAGGUUUUGAAGAUGGAAGGUUUAAAUUGGAUACAGGAGCGGGACACUUUCAUCUGAGCUUCACGAAUGCAAGUCGCUCUGAUGAGGGAAUGUACUUCUGUGGUGUGAGAAAAUCUUAUGAGGUGCUGUUUGCUAAUGGAACAUUUUUAGCAGUUGAAGAAGAGCCUAUGUCUGCUGCUACCACUGUGUCCCAAACCCCAAUAUCAGACCCCGUCUAUCUCGGAGGCUCUGUGACUCUACAGUGCACAGUGCUGACUGAAAAACAGUCAGAGGAGCUCCAAGUUCUUUGGUUCAGAAGAUCUUCUGGAGAUUCACUCCCAGGACUAAUUUAUUUUGCUCCACACACAUUCAGUCAGUAUAAGAAUGAGUGUGUCUAUCAUCUCCAAAAGACCAACCUUACUCUCAAUGACAGUGGAAUGUACUAUUGUGUGGUGGACAUAUGUGGAAAACUCAUCUUUGGAAAUGGAACAAAGUUGGAAUUUGAGCCCGCACUAGAUUCUGUGGUGAUUGUUGUGGGAAGUGCACUGCUUCUAUGUAUCUGCAUAAUAAUGUGUCUGAUCUGGCUUAACUGCAAUGGAAAAGAGUGUCAACACUGCAAAGCAGGCAAACAGGCGGGAACUCCAGCUGACUACUUACAGACACAGAGUGAUGGUACAGAUGUUACCCGAGUCAACUACGCAGCAUUGCACUUCUCUGAGAGGAAGCCAAAAUCAAGAAGAAAAAGGGAGGCAGAUGAAUGUGUGUAUUCUGAUGUUCAACAGAAUAUGUAACAAGUGUUUGAUAGUA